Molecule: messenger RNA, 498 nt
Organism: Akanthomyces muscarius
Lineage: Eukaryota; Fungi; Ascomycota; Sordariomycetes; Hypocreales; Cordycipitaceae
Exons: 2
Coding region: 1-498 (165 amino acids)
Source: RefSeq, a predicted model, not a curated record
AUGUUCCUCAACUCUGCAACUCCUCGUCGCUCGCCGUCGCUGUCCUCCAUGGCUUCAGUGGAGAGCUCAUGGAGCGACCUCGACGAAACCAACCCUGACACCAGCAACACUUUUGCCGCAGGUGUUGGCGCCGUUGACCUCGCCAACUGCCAUCGGUGCCCCUCGCCAGAAUGCCCUCUCCUCAGAGAUCGCCAGAACAGCACCUCUUCUGUCCGCAGUUGCGAGGAUAUGAGUGUCGACAAGACACAAGAGCUCUGGUUUUGCAUGCUGGAGCUACAAGAGCGCUACGGGUGCUACACCUCGACUCGAAUCGACCUUGCGCUCGAUGCCGGCGAGGAAGCAAUCAAUUUUAUGCCCAACCGUUUCAUUAUUGACACUCUCAACAAUUCCCUUCGUGAUCUACCCGACGAAGGUUGGAAUAAACUUUACCAAUGCCUCGACCACCAAGCCACUACGGAGAAGUCCAAGCCCAAACGCAAGUUCUGGUCCAAGGCUUGA